AUGAGAUCUAACGUUAGCUAGCGCAGAUUUCAUCUGAAACUACGUUAUUGUGUUAGAUGUAUUAGAAUUCUGCAAUUUAGAGAUAAAAAUAAAAUAACACCUCAUGUGAAUAUACAUUAUUGCAUGCUAUUAUUUUAUUUAUUUAUUUGUGUACCGAUGGGUGGGUUUCCUGUACCUCCGGCAAUAUAGCCCUUUUUAAAUUGUAUUUAUAUUUUUCUCUCAAGAGCUUAAGCCUGUGUUUUGCAAUUUAUUUAAUAAUUCAUUUUUGACGAGGAGGCGGCGGUCAUUACGAAGCGAGGGAGUGAGAGGAGAGAGGGAGGAGGAAGAGAUCCGCGAACUAGCAAGGGAGGAAGGAAGCGAGGAUCACGAAAAAUACAAUCAAGAGAAAAACGGAGCAUAGAAAACCCAUUUAUUAAUUUCAUAAGGUUCAGUGCAUUUUCUUUGAUGCGUGGACAGACUGCAAUUGUGUUCAACCCGCUCCAACAAAGAUGUUUUCGAGUUUAUGAAGGUCUCGGGCGUAGAAAGGCAAACCAUUCUGAAGAGGAAACGGGAACACAACAGCAGAUCUCAUCUUUUCAAGAGGUCCAAUCAAACGGAGAUAUGGUGUCUCUGUACUUCGAUCUUUAAUAUUUAUUUGUACAGCCUACAUUGGAGAUACUCUGAGCAAGAAUCUAGAAGACAAGGAGCAGAGAGGAUAUUGAAAAUAUCUGCAUAUUUUUGUCCCUAUUUUGUUUUCUAAAGAAAAAAGGGGCCAAUAAACACCCCCAGCCUUUUUGAAACAUUGCAUCCAGAUAUUUUUUCGAGAAAGACCAGCAACCUCAUCGGAAGCAUUAACUAACAGGUGACUGUUUGUGUGACAGAGGAUAUCGACGAGGCCAGGGAUCCAAAAUGAGCGAGCUGGAGCAGCUGCGUCAGGAGGCGGAACAACUUAGGAACCAGAUAAGAGAUGCCAGGAAAGCAUGUGGGGACUCAACCCUAACACAGAUAACAGCAGGUCUGGAUCCAGUGGGGAGGAUUCAGAUGCGGACGAGGCGCACUCUUCGUGGCCACCUGGCUAAGAUCUAUGCCAUGCACUGGGGCACAGACUCUAGGCUCCUGGUCAGCGCCUCUCAAGAUGGAAAACUGAUCAUCUGGGACAGCUACACCACUAACAAGAUGCAUGCUAUCCCCCUGCGCUCCUCCUGGGUGAUGACCUGUGCGUAUGCCCCCUCUGGUAACUACGUGGCCUGUGGAGGUCUGGACAACAUUUGCUCCAUCUACUGCUUGAAGACCCGUGAGGGCAACGUCAGGGUCAGCAGGGAAUUACCUGGACACACAGGUUACCUGUCCUGUUGCCGUUUCAUCGAUGACAAUCAAAUCAUCACAAGCUCAGGAGACACUACCUGUGCGCUGUGGGACAUCGAGACCAGCCAGCAGACCACAGUGUUUUCGGGCCACAGUGGUGACGUCAUGAGCCUGUCUCUGUCCCCAGACUUCCGCACCUUUGUGUCCGGAGCCUGUGACGCCUCCAUUAAGCUGUGGGACAUCAGGGACAGCAUGUGCCGACAGACGUUCACGGGCCAUGAGUCUGACAUCAACGCAGUCUGUUUCUUUCCCAACGGCAGCGCCUUUGCCACCGGCUCCGACGACGCCACCUGCAGGCUGUUUGACCUGCGCGCCGACCAGGAGCUCAGCCUGUACUCUCACGAUAACAUCAUCUGUGGCAUCACCUCCGUGGCCUUCUCCAGAUCCGGACGGCUGCUGCUGGCCGGCUACGACGACUUCAACUGCAACAUCUGGGACGCCAUGAAGGGAGAUCGAGCAGGAGUGUUAGCUGGCCAUGACAAUCGUGUGAGCUGUCUAGGUGUGACUGAUGAUGGCAUGGCGGUGGCCACUGGGUCCUGGGACAGCUUCCUCAAGAUCUGGAACUGACAAGUUACCUGAGCCAUGCGCACACAUACACACACACACACACACACAUUAUUGAUCAUACAAAGUAUUUACAUCUCACAUUUUGGUACACAUAGUUUGCACACUGUAUUCACACUGUACGUAAAGAUGUACACAUACACAUUGAAACAUUGUACAUAAUAUAUAUAUAACGCCAAUUAGGUAUGAGUUUACACAGACACACACACACACAUGCCACUUGCAAUUUGACAUGUUACCAAUCACAUUGUAUGCAGGAAGAGUCCACCAGAAUUACAAACAAAUGCCAACACUACCCACAACUGAUAUGUACACAGCACACACUCGAGUACGCAUAUGUCAUUGGAACCACCGUAAAAGACGUGACCAAAUUCAAUAAAAUCCUCACAUCUGCUAAACUAAAACACGCACAUACAUGCACACACACACACACAUAUACAGUACAUGUUUAUUUCUGAGAGAAACUCUAUCCCUUGAGCUAAAUGGGGGAGAGGUAGUUAUUGGACAAUUCUGUUUUUCGUUUGUUUACGCAGAAGUCCCAAAUAUCCCUAAAAUGGAUUUUCUGUGCUACAGUAGAUUUGUGUGUCUCUGUGACAGGGUGAAAAAAGUGACAGUAGAGGGAAUAGAGUGAUGGGCUGGAAAAGCAAGAGAAUCCAUUAACACUCAAGAGACUACAGACAGGGAGAUAGAGCCGACUUUCCACAGUGACACUGUUAAAGGAAAAUCCAGAUAAACCAUCAAUUCUUAAAGUUUCUCCUGGCUCAAACAAAAUGCUAUCAUGUAGUUACUGUUUUUAUAGAUAUGUACACCCACAUAAGUAAAUAUGAUAGUUUUGGUUUUGAUGUUUUUGUUGUAUUAAUUUUUUUUUUUUUUACGCUUAUUUUAUUCAUGUUUUCCCUGUGUGCCUCAGAUACACUUUAAGGAUAAUUAAUAGAGAAUAAUGAAAUUAAACUAAAUGAAAUCAAUAAAAUGAGAGAUUCAUAAGAUGAGUGAGAAAAAAUGGAUUAUCAAGAGACAACUCUCAAAUAAGCAGGGGCAAUAUUCAUACUUUGACUUUGUCAAUAUAUUAUGUCAACUUUAUGAUGGUAUACAUUGUACAUACUAUUAAUAAAUACACGUAGCCUCUUGCCA
This is a messenger RNA of Salmo salar (Atlantic salmon), 3039 nucleotides long. It is a transcript of the gene gnb2, whose product is annotated as guanine nucleotide binding protein (G protein), beta polypeptide 2. Gene Ontology annotation, molecular function: protein binding. Gene Ontology annotation, biological process: signal transduction. NCBI's taxonomy places the organism in Eukaryota, Metazoa, Chordata, Actinopteri, Salmoniformes, Salmonidae. The record is from RefSeq and is a predicted model, not a curated record.